AUGGCGACAUUAAUAGUUCAAACUCGUUUAGUUCUUCUGUUGGCACUUAUAAGCGUUGUGGCUGCAUUUCCAAAUUGGUUACACUUUCCACAUCCAUUAUUUCAUUUCCGCCCAAUUCCAAUCCAUCGUCCAAUUCCAAUCCCUCGUCCUAUUCCAAUUACACUUCCGGUCUCUCCUCGGAUCCCAAUCCCUCAUGUACCUUCAUUUGGGGAGUGCUUAGCACCUGUUAUUGGCAUUGGCGGAUGCUUGAAGGCCAUCUAUGAAGUUGCAAUCUUUGGCAAUGAUCGCAAUAUAGUAACUCUGAAUCCUUUUGAAUCUUGUUGUGAGGCCAUCAGUAAUAUCAGUAUGUAUUGUUGGCCCUUUAUUUUACCAGGAAAACCUGACAUUGGCAAUCAACUCAAAAGCAUUUGUGCCGUAAAAGAGACACCUCCACCUCUAUCACCACCAGCUGCACCAACAAAAAUAGAGCCAUUCCCGCCACUAAUAAUAGCACCGACAAUAGAAAGACCAUUUCCUACAACAGUUCCACCUGUAAAUCAAGAGGCCUUUCCACCUGUAGUAGUUCCACCCGUAGUAAAAAAACCACUUCCUACAACAUUUGCACUUGCAAAUCUAAAGGCUUUUCCACCUAUAGCAGUUGCACCCGCAGUAAAAGAAUCACUUCCUACAACAAUUGCACAUAUAAAUCAAGAGGCUCUUCCACCUGGAGCAAUUGCACCAAUUAUAAAUCAAGAGGCAUUUUCACCUAUAAAUGUUGCGCUAAAGAAACAAGAGGAAUUAUCGCCUAAAGCAAUUGCGCCUAUAAAAGAAGAGUCAAUACCACCAACACCAGUUGCACCAAUGAAAGAAGAGUUACUUUCACCAAUAAUAGUUGGACCAGCAAAGCAAAAGGAACUUCCACCUAUAACAACCACACCAGUACAAGAGGCAUUUGCACCUAUAGCAAUUCCAUUAGUACAUGCAAAAGCAUUUCCGCCUGCAAUAGCUACAUCGGUAAAUCAAAAGGCAUUAUCUCCUAUAGCAAACGUACCAGUAAGUCAAGAGUCUCUUGCACCUAGUAAUCAAGAGGCUCUUCCACCUGUAGCAGCUGCACGCGCAAUAAAAAGACCACUUCUAACAACAAUGGCACCAAUAGGAGUUGGACAAUCAACACGAGAUGAAUUUCAGCCUACAACAGUUGCACCAGAGCAAGAGGCAUUUGCACCUAUAACAAUUCCAUCAGUACACACAAAAGUAUUUCCGCCUGCCUUAGCUGCAUUAGUGUAUCAAAAGGCGUUUUCACCUCCAGCUAGUCCACCAGUAAGUCAAGAGGCAUUUCCACCUGUAAGUCAAGAGGCUCUUCCACUUGUAGCAGUUGCACCAAUUACUAAUCGAGAGGCAAUUCCACCUGCAAAUGUCGGGCCAACAAAACAAAAUGAAUUACCAAUUAGAGUAAUUACGCCUACAAAAGAAGAGCCAAUCCCACCAACACCGGCCGCACCAAUAAAAGAAGAGUUACUUCCACCAAUAGCAGUUGGACCAACAAAACAAGAAGAACUUCCACUUACAGCAGUUGCACCGGUACAAAAGGUAUUUGUGCCUGUAGCAAUUCCAUCAGUACACACAAAAGUAUUUCCGCCUGCCAUAGCUCCACCAAUAAGUCAAGAUUCUCUUGCACCUGCAACAGUUGCACGAAUAAUAAAUCAAGAGGCCUUUCUACCUGUAAAUCAAGAGGCUCUUCCACCUAUAGCAGUUGCACCAAUUACAAAUCGAGAGACAAUCCCACCUGCUAAUGUUGCGCCAAUGAAACAAGAUGAAUCACCCCCUAGAGCAAUUUCGCCUAUAAAAAAAGAACCAAUCCCACCAACACCAGUUGCACCAAGAAAAGAAGAGUUACUUUCACCAAUAGCAGUUGGACCAACAAAACGAGAAGAACUUCCACCUAUAGCAGUUGCACCAGUACAAGAGGUAUUUGCGCCUGUAGGAGUUCCAUCAGUAAACACAAAAGUAUUUCUGCCUGCCAUAGCUGCACUAGUAUAUCAAAAGGCGUUUUCGCCUCCAGCUAGUGCACCAGUAAGUCAAGAGGCAUUUCCAUCUGUAAGUCAAGAGGCUCUUCCACCUAUACCAGUUGCACCAAUUACUAAUCGAGAGGCAAUUCCACCUGCAAAUAUCGCGCCAAUAAAACAAGAUGAAUUACCACAUAGAGCAAUUACGCCCACAAAAGAAGAGCUAAUCCCACCAACACCAGCCGCACCAAUAAAAGAAGAGUUAGUUCCUCCAAUAUCAGUUGGACCAACAAAACGAGAAGAACUUCCACCUACAACAGUUGCACCGGUACAAGAGGCAUUUGCGCCUGUAGGAAUUCCAUCAGUACACACAAAAGCAUUUUCGCCUGCCAUAACUGCACUAGUAAGUCAAGCGUCUCUUGCAACUGCAACAGUUGCACGAAUAAUAAAUCAAGAGGCCUAUCCACCUGUAAAUCAAGAGGCUCUUCCACCUAUAGCAGUUCCACCAAUUACAAAUCGAGAGAUAAUCACACCUGCAAAUGUUGCACCAAUGAAACAAGAUGGAUCACCCCCUAGAGCAAUUUCACCCAUAAAAGAAGAGUCAAUCCCACCAACACCAGUUGCACUAAGAAAAGAAGAGUUACUUCCACCAACAGCAGUUGGACCAACAAAACGAGAAGAACUUCCACCUACAUCAGUUGCACCAGUACAAGAGGUAUUUGCACCUAUAGGAGUUCCAUCAGUACACACAAAAGUAUUUUCUACUGCCAUAGCUGCACUAGUGUAUCAAAAGGCAUUUUCACCUCCAGCUAGUGCACCAGUAAGUCAAGAGGCAUUUCUACCUAUAAGUCAAGAGGCUCUUCCACCUAUAGCAGUUGUACCAAUUACUAAUCGAGAGGCAAUUCCACUAGCAAAUGUCGCGCCAAGGAAACAAGAUGAAUUACCACAUAGAACAAUUACGCCCACAAAAGAAGAGCCAAUCCCACCAACACCAGCCGCACCAAUAAAAGAAGAGUUACUUCCACCAAUAGCAGUUGGACCAACAAAACGAGAAGAACUUCCACCUACACCAGUUGCACCGGCACAAGAGGCAUUUGCGCCUGUAGCAAUUCCAUCAGUACAUACAAAAGCAUUUCAGCCUGCCAUAGCUGCACCAGUAAGUCAAACGUCUCUUGCACCUGCAACAGUUGCACGAAUAAUAAAUCAAGAGGCCUUUCCACCUGUAAAUCAAGAGGCUCUUCCACCUAUAGCAGUUGCACCAUUUACAAAUCGAGAGACAAUCCCACCUGCAAAUGUUGCACCAAUGAAACAAGAUGAAUCACCCCUUAGAGCAAUUUUGCCCAUAAAAGAAGAGCCAAUCCCACCAACACCAGUUGCACCAAGAAAAGAAGAGUUACUUCCACCAAUAGUAGUUGGACCAACAAAACGAGAAGAACUUCCACCUACAGCUGUUGCUCCAGUACAAGAGGUAUUUUCACCUAUAGGAGUUCUAUCAGUACAUACAAAAGUAUUUCCGCCUACCAUAGCUGCACUAGUGUCUCAAAAGGCAUUUUCACCUCCAGCUAGUGCACCAGUAAGUCAAGAGGCAUUUUCACCUAUAAGUCAAGAGGCUCUUCCACCUAUAGGAGUUGCACCAGUUACUAAUCGAGAGGCAAUUCCUCCUGCAAAUGUCGCGCCUGUCACGACCCACUUUGUGGGCCCGUGA
Ricinus communis (castor bean) is the source of this 3690-nucleotide messenger RNA. RefSeq names its product calphotin-like. Lineage: Eukaryota; Viridiplantae; Streptophyta; Magnoliopsida; Malpighiales; Euphorbiaceae. The record is from RefSeq and is a predicted model, not a curated record. Bases 1 to 3690 code for a protein of 1229 amino acids. The transcript has a single exon.